Molecule: messenger RNA, 1457 nt
Organism: Aureobasidium pullulans EXF-150
Lineage: Eukaryota; Fungi; Ascomycota; Dothideomycetes; Dothideales; Saccotheciaceae
Product: mannose 6-phosphate receptor domain-containing protein
Exons: 3
Coding region: 193-1269 (358 amino acids)
Biological process (GO): vacuolar transport
Source: RefSeq, a predicted model, not a curated record
UCCAGCCCUCGGCAGGGGGUACCGAGCGGCGGCAACCCCACGACGGACGACGGACGACGGACGGGUAGAUGAUGCUAAAUGUGGCUUGAGUGAUGCCGUCGUGUGGCUUUCAAGGUACGCAUCCUCCAGACGCUUGUUGUACAACUGUCCUGCAGUGCGAGACUAUCUCUUAUCAAAAAUCGCCUGUCCAUCAUGCAACCAUCGAUUUUGUAUUCGCUGCUGGCUUUCGCCUUGCCAGCAGUCGUCAGCGCCGCCUCGGACGACUCCAAGGGCAAGAAGGAGAACCACGUACCCUGUACCAUCCGCUCGCCAACCUCGGGCGCCUUCUUCGAUCUAAACCCAUUGCACGUCAUUCUACCCGACGACCCAAAGAAGGCGAGCAAAGACGCGCGAAACGAGUCCUGGUCCGCUCGCGGUUACGACUAUGGCGCAAACUUUACAAUCAACUUCUGUGGUCCCGUAGUCGAGAACCUGACCAACGUCCAAGGCGUAGAUGAGGCGAGAUGGCAGAACGUCAGCGCUUUCUACGAAUUGGACGGAAAGACCUUCAGCAUAGGCCAACAAAACGCGGAACCCGUCUUCCGCGGUCGCAAGCUCGUUUUGAAUUAUACCGAUGGCUCGCCAUGUCCUGAAGUUCCCACUUCAUCUCUCCUCUCACGCGGCAUAGUCGGCGACGAUGACGAUGACGACGACAAAGACGACAAGCACAAGGACAAGGACGAGGACGGCGAUGACAAGAAGAGCAGAAAGGGAGGCAGCAAAGAACCCUCGUCCAAGCUCGCCCGUCGCAAGAACACCAUCAUCUCUCUACUCUGCAGCACCGACCCUCUGGCUCCUCUCAACACUGUAUCCUUUGUCGCGUCACCAGACAGCUGCACCUACAUCUUCGAAGCCCGCUCUUCGGCAGCCUGCGGAGGUAUCGAGGUCGCCAAACAGCAACUCGGCCCCAGCGGUGUCUUUGGCGUCAUUGCCUUGAUCGCAGUAAUAGUAUAUGUUGUCGGUGGUUGCGUAUACCAGCGCACCGUCAUGCACCAGAGAGGAUGGAGACAACUGCCCAACUACUCGCUCUGGGCCGGCAUUGCGAGUUUCGUCUCGGACAUGUUCGUCAUUCUGUUCUCCUCAUGCGCUCGAUUCCUGCCCGGACGCAAGGGCUACAACAGAGUGGGCAACAACUUCAACAACGGCUCCAGCGCCGGAAGACGAGGCCGCUCGAAUUCCGACGACGAAAACAGACUGAUAGACCAAUUGGACGAGGAGUGGGAAGACUAGACUUUGCGUCCCUUUACUCGUUGACAUUCUUAUAGCACUUUACCCUCACCCCCUUUCCCUAGUAAUGCCUUGAGAGGCAUGUCUCAAAAAGGAACAUGAUAACGGCAUCUCAUAUCUUUUUUGGCGUUCUACUUCUAUUGGAUAGAAGGAAAUGCCUUUUUGAAUCACAAAAUUCACUUUAAUCUUCU